Glycine soja is the source of this 1267-nucleotide messenger RNA. Its product is annotated as serine/arginine-rich splicing factor RS2Z32-like. The transcript has 7 exons. Lineage: Eukaryota; Viridiplantae; Streptophyta; Magnoliopsida; Fabales; Fabaceae. The record is from RefSeq and is a predicted model, not a curated record. The coding region runs from base 122 to 985 and encodes 287 amino acids. Gene Ontology annotation, molecular function: mRNA binding; zinc ion binding. Gene Ontology annotation, biological process: mRNA splicing, via spliceosome. Gene Ontology annotation, cellular component: nuclear speck.
GGCUAUGCAUCGUUGUGGUCUGCUAUAAAUACUGUAACACACGGUAGGGAACAGAUCCACCUGAAAGGGUUAGGUUUCGGGAGAAAAAGCAAUCCACUCAGAGAGCUAGAAGAAUUCAACAAUGCCUCGCUAUGAUGAUAAAUACGGCAAUACCCGCCUCUAUGUGGGACACUUGUCUUCGAGGACUCGUUCCCGUGAUCUGGAGCGUGCCUUUAGCAGAUAUGGAAGAGUUCGAGGUGUGGAUAUGAAGAAUGAUUUCGCUUUUGUUGAUUUUAGUGAUCCUCGAGAUGCUGAUGAUGCAAGAUAUAACCUGGAUGGUCGGGAUGUUGAUGGAAGUCGGAUUAUUGUGGAAUUUGCAAAAGGGGCUCCUCGUGGGUCCCGGGAAUAUUUGGGGCGAGGUCCUCCUCCUGGCUCUGGACGCUGCUUCAAUUGUGGCCUUGAUGGCCAUUGGGCACGGGAUUGCAAAGCUGGGGAUUGGAAGAAUAAGUGUUACCGCUGUGGGGAGAGAGGACAUAUAGAAAGGAACUGCAAGAACAGCCCCAAAAAAUUGAGCACCAGGCGAGGACGGAGUUAUUCACGCUCACCAGUCAGGUCACGUUCACCUCAUCGCGGCAGAAGCCGUGAUCGCAGUUACAGCCGAGAUCGCAGCUACAGUCGAUCACGAUCCCCUGUCAGAAGAGAAGAAAGCCCUGUUCGGGAAGAUAGGUCACAAAGCCCUGAUCACAAAAAUAGUCCUCAGCCCUCCAAGACAAGGAAGCAUAGUCCAUCACCUGACCGUAGCCCACAGAAAAGAGGUGACACAUCUCCCGACAAUGAUAGGUUGAGUAGAAGCCCUGCAAGGGACCCUGAAGAUAGGGGCUAUGACAGCCCUAAAGUUAAUGGUCGUAGUGGCAGCCCUAGCUGUAGCCCCAGGGAUGAUGACAGGAGCCCCAUUGACGAUGACAACAACCACCGCCACUCGCCAAGAGGCAGCGAGUCACCUUAAGUAUUUCUCAGAGAAAGAACUCUGUAUGUGGCCUAUAAUUUAUAUCUGCUUUGGUUAUCUGAUGCACUUUGCUGUGAAGAUCGGGGCAAUUUUUAGCUUAAAAGAGAAACUUUAUGAAUUGUUUAUGGUUAUGAAGAACGGUUUUAUGUAUGGGUAUUAUUCAGUUUAUCUUUUGUUGCGCAAUGUAUGGCUUACAAAGAAUAUAACCUGCCUCAAUUUGUGUUGAAACAUUGUGAAUUAUGAGAUUAAAGCCUGCCUGAAUUUGUGUUGAAUUAUGAGAAA